UAAAAGAAAAAAGGGUUAUGUGACACACUUGCUCUGUACUAUGAGAUCCACAUGGAGUGAUUGGCUCGGAAUGUUUGUUGCUUCACUUUUCUGAUUGGUUGCUGGGAACUUGCUUUAUCAGGGUGGAAGCCCACAUGCAAGCUUGGUCAUUUCAUUGCAGCGAACAGAGUUUGACUUUCAUCUGACUUAUGGUUCCGUGGGCCACCAAACCGACAGUGGAUUCUGGUGAUGGCUGUGUCUCUGCUGCUUGUUUAUUCACAUGUUUUGUUCCUUUUUCUCAUUGGCCGUGUAGCAGCCGGCCUUCACAUGGAACCAGAUCCUUGCAACUCAAACUGUACUGGAUUUCCUACUUCUGACCUGGCACAUCAUGUGGGUGUGAGCUAUACUUACAGGUACAGGACGACAGUGGCCACCAGCCUACAUGGCUCCAGUGGUGGCCUUGUUUUGGAAUGCGAGGUUGAUCUUUUUGUGGUAUCCGAAUGUCAUUUGAUGAUGCAGGUCAGCUCUGUGAAAAUACAUCUAAAAUUUGAUCUAAGAAAGACGCGCUUCAUAUGUAUAUAUGUCCAACAGAUAAGGAACUCCCAGAUAAAGCGACUCUCCUCUCAGGGUGAACAUCCAAUGCUGAGCUUGAAAAAUCUGAGGGAGUCGCUUGAGAAAACACGCCUCAAGUUCUCCCUCAGGGGUGGAAAGGUCACAAACCUCUGUCUCCAGGAGGGGGAGCAGGUGUGGACUCUCAACAUUAAAAGGGCUUUACUGAGCAUGCUCCAGACCUCCCCCAUGGUCAAUGCAUUCAAAGUAGAAAAGGAGACUGAUAUUUAUGGUGAAUGCACAAGUAGAUAUGAGAGAAGAGGGCCUGCACUGCACAAGACCAGAGACCUAAAGCAGUGCCAGCAGUGGAGGCUGGAUGACUUUUGGCCUCAUUCAGUCACUCUGUCUGAAGACAAGCUAUUUCAGAUGGAGUUACACUGUGUUCAGAGACAUGGAGAGACAGUGAUGGAAGAGGUUAACUGCACUGAAACUCUUUCUAUGACAACGCCGGUGCUUGCAAAGACCCAAACCACCUCUUCCUUACUUCUUCUCAGAGCCCAGCCAGGUGUUCCUACGAUAACAGACGAUGCAAGUGUGCAGACUGACAUACAGUUUGAGAAGGAGGGAUUUUUAAAUCUGGAAGAAAACGGAACAUCAGCGGCACAAGAAGUUGGUCAGACGGUGAGGCUUUUGUGCAGGAUCACUUCAGACCUACCAAGGGUUUCCAAAGAGUUCCUUCAGCUUGUGUUCCAGUUAAGAGGGCUAGCGUUCUCUCAACUGAAAACACUUAAGCGAGAAGCAUCUUUCAAGUGCCACAAUGCUUGGCAUCCGUUGUUGGAUGCAUUACCAGCGUGUGGAUCUGAAAGCUGCAUUAUGCUCCUGAGUGACCUGAUUCGGGACAAAGAAGUGGAGGAGGGGCGGGCUCACUCUUUUCUUACCACCGUAGCCCUCAUCCCUCAUCCAUCACCACAGAUCAUUGACUCCAUUACAGCCUUGAUGGAGAUCCCAGAGCUGCGGCCUAAAGUACUGCUGGCUGGAUCAUCUUUGAUCAGUCAGCUGUGCCAAAAGUCACGCACAUCCUGUAGGGAGCUUCCUCAGGUACAAACCUUUGUAAGGAUGCUUCAGAAAAUGCUGAGCGUGGGCUGCGAGGGAGAUACAAUCAGUCAAGUCCAGGAGCUCCUUUACGUCCUGAAAUCUGUGGGAAAUGCUGGUCUGUCUGCUCCUGCCUUCAUCCCACUGUUAACCCGUUGCAUCCUGGGCCAUGCCAGUCCUCCGGAGCUGAGACUCGCUGCUGUCCGAGCUUUCAGGCGCUUUCCCUGCUCAGCCGAUCGGUCGGUGCUGUUGCAGCUUUACAGCUCUUCCCAGGACGACACUGAGGUCAGAAUUGCUGCAUACCAGCAGCUCAUGCUCUGCUCCGGCCCGGACGUGUUUGACGCGGUGAAGACAACACUGAGGAGCGAGACAUCCAGCCAAGUGGGCUCCUUUGUAUGGAGUCAUCUGACAAACCUCCUAAGAAGUGAAGACCCGAUGAAGCAGGCUUUGAUCCACACGCUGCCGGAUGACAUCAUCAGCAGAGGUUUUGAAGGAGAGUUUCUCAAAUACUCUUCCUUCUCAGAACAAACCUUUGUCUCAGGUUUAGGAAUUCAUAAUGUGGAAACCUCACUGAUUUUCUCUCCAAAGUCCUUCCUACCCAGAUCAGCGUCUGCCAAUGUGACAAUGUAUGUUAAUGGUAGAGCCUACAACAUUCUGGAGGUGGAUAUCCACAUUGACAACGCUGAGCCACUUCUGCUGAACUUCUUUGGAGACAGAGCAGAGAGGAAACCUGCUGCUGAUCAUGAGAAACCCAGAGAGGGAGGGAACAAGAGGAAAACCAAGGAGAGCAAAGGAGCAGGAAGAGACAAGUGUUCGUCGACCACAGACAGUUUUCUGAAUCAGUCCAUGUCCAUGGUGUUUGUUAGAAAAAAACCAGAGGAGAACGAGCCUAGAUGUUGGGGAGGCGUGAAGGUGUUUGGGAAUGAGAUCAGUGUUUUUACCUGCGAGAUCUACAGACAUGUCAGCCAACUGUCACCCAGCAUGGCUGAACUGGCUCUGAAGCUCCUGAAGGGUCUUGAUGUUCAUCUCAGACACAUGACCCCCCUGCUGGCAGAGACGCUGGUUUUGCCGUCUUUGUCUGGUCUGCCUUUGGAACUGAGCCUGAACCUUACGUCGAUGUUUUCACUGCACCUUAAUGGCAAGCUCAACUACAGGGAUCCAUCACAUUACUUCUUGAAUGGAUUCAUCAAACCCAGCUUCUAUUCGAGCUUGUCUGCAACAAUGGGAGUUCACAGUGUGUUGGGUCAGGCGGGAGUGCAGUGGAUUGGUGAGCUGAGGAGCUCCACCAGUCUGGAUGGCAGCAUCCAGCUGGAGGAGGGGAGGGACAUCAGGGUGGUGCUGAGCACGCCAGAAGACUUAAUGGACAUCAUUUCUCUCAGCUCCAGAGUGUUUCAGCUCAGUGGAGGCCACAGAGAGGAGAUAAAUGGGUCGGAAAGUCAAGUCCACAAAACCACAUGCACACCAAAAUCUUGGUCCAAGAUAAUCGGCUGGCAACUGUGCUUUAACGCCUCUUAUCCACCAGCUGCUACCGGUUUGACUUUCCCACUAUUUAAACCAGCCCUUCUCUCCCUGAGACUCCUAAAGCUGGACAGGAGUCUCCAGUAUUACCUGGUAGAGGCUGCAUACUUCCUACGUCAUCAGAAAGGUUCCUGGCUCCCCAGAGAUGCCUCCAUUCACCUCCUGCUUGCCACCCCUCAGUCCUCCGUUCCCAGGGACAUGUCUGUAGACCUGGUCAUCAACCCUCACAGAGUUCUGCUCAGAGUCACCCAUCCACUGAAAACCAUCCAAAUACAAGGACAACUUCAACAAGAGAAAAAUAUAAAGUCUGGGAAAUUGGAGUUUAUAAUUGAUAGUUUUUAUUAUUAUAUCACGGCAAGUAAUGGAUUGUACUAG
Messenger RNA from Oryzias melastigma (Indian medaka), 3513 nucleotides. Its product is annotated as apolipophorins-like. The record is from RefSeq and is a predicted model, not a curated record. Gene Ontology annotation, biological process: lipid transport. The transcript has 22 exons. Gene Ontology annotation, molecular function: lipid carrier activity. The coding region runs from base 229 to 3513 and encodes 1094 amino acids. Lineage: Eukaryota; Metazoa; Chordata; Actinopteri; Beloniformes; Adrianichthyidae.